Caenorhabditis auriculariae is the source of this 1578-nucleotide messenger RNA. The record is from the annotation of a GenBank genome assembly. Lineage: Eukaryota; Metazoa; Nematoda; Chromadorea; Rhabditida; Rhabditidae.
AUGUGGGACCGUAUUCCAACAGAACCUAAAAACGAUCAAGGCCAAGCGAAAUGUGAGUCUUUUUUCUUAGCCAAAGACGACGACGAGGACAUGUGGCGCUCGGUUCGAAUUUCGCUGCUGUCGCUGUAAGUAUCACCGCCCAUCAACGUGCCGCGCUAGUUGUUGGAUGAGGAUGGGCCUAGACGUUUUGCGCUACGGAGGAGCGAUGGCCACCGACACGGUCGAGGUUGGUCCUUUUUUCGACAAGCUCUUGUUUGAAAUGUGUCUACUGAUUCCCUACGAGUCAAACUUAAUGAUCUCUUGAACUCCGCCUCCUUCGACUAAAUUCCUUCCCAAUUUCUCUAAUUCUUGCCUUACUCCGGGCCAGAGUCCACUCGUUAGGGUGAACUAAUUCCCGUUGCUGGUUAUUCUACUGCACUUUCAAUUUGUAAUAAUACAAUUAUUUACCUUCAUUACGUAUUUAGUGAAUAAAUCUAUUAUUACUACUAGAAUUAAUAAUAAUAACCCAUAACGCAAGACGCCCUGUCCCUCUCUCUCUUUCACUUUCUCUUUCUUGACAGGAUGCCGCGAACAAAGCCCAAGACCUUGAACGACGUAAAGCCGAGGUGCGCAAGCGGCUCGAAGAGGCUGGCCAAAAGAAAAACAAAAAAAAGGGCUUUCUGACGCCAGAACGAAAAAAGAAGCUGAGAGUUGGUUAAGGUGUUUUAAAAAAUGUUAAGUUUGAACAUUCAGAAACUGCUCAUGAUGAAGGCGGCCGAAGACUUGAAGCAACAGCAGUUGUUGAAAGAGCAAGAGCGUCAAAAGGCUUUGCAGCAACGUAUCGUUCCCAUGCCCGACAUUGACGCCAUCAACGAUCAAGGUUUUGCAAUUUUUGUUCAGACUCGACGAGUUUGUAAGGGUUCAGGUAAAUUACUCGCCAUUUACGAGACCAUGUUUGCGCGCGUAUGUGAGCUCGAAGAGGCCAAGUUUGACAUGAACGUGCUCGUGUCGCGCACCGAGUCGGAAAUCAACGAGCUCACGAUAGCCGUCAACGACCUCCGUGGAAAAUUGUAACUUAAAAAUUUUUGACGAGGCAUUCAAACUACCAAAACUGCAGCGUAAAGCCCACGUUGAAAAAAGUCUCCAAGUACGACAACAAAUUCAAACAGAUGGAAGGAGGCGCACCAGCCAAGGGCAACUUUCGAGCCAAUCUCAAGGUGGUCAAAAAAGAGUCAGGCAUCGACGACAUUAUGGCCAAGGUAGGUCGAGAAAGAAAUGCUUUGCUGCUGCUGUUCAUUCGUUUUUCGUCUUGUUUAGACAAAAAAAAGCGAUGGCAAGCCAGAAUGGUCGAAAAAGCCAGCCGAGUUGGUCGUCGUCGACAAGUCUCUCAAAGAGAAUAACGAAGAAGAGGAGGAGCAGAAAGACGAAGUUCCAGCUUCCGAAUCUACGGCAACAAAUGGUUUGUCAUUGGGCACAACUAGUUUCGAUCAUUAAAUGAUUUGAUAAGAAAGAAUGUUUUCAGAAGCUGAAGGAGACAACAACCAGGAACAAGCUCAAGAAGCCGAAGACGCGCAGGAGGACGAAGAAGAAGAAGAAUAA